Messenger RNA from Mercenaria mercenaria, 2846 nucleotides. RefSeq names its product delta-like protein 1. Gene Ontology annotation, cellular component: plasma membrane; protein-containing complex. Gene Ontology annotation, biological process: establishment or maintenance of epithelial cell apical/basal polarity; heterophilic cell-cell adhesion; homophilic cell-cell adhesion. Gene Ontology annotation, molecular function: calcium ion binding. The transcript has 12 exons. The record is from RefSeq and is a predicted model, not a curated record. Lineage: Eukaryota; Metazoa; Mollusca; Bivalvia; Venerida; Veneridae. The coding region runs from base 1 to 1518 and encodes 505 amino acids.
AUGGCAAAGUUGGAUAAAACAACCCAAAUGGCCUCCCAACAGGGGGCGAUGUUCUGUACUGCUGAAGCUUCGGGCCAAGCCCCAGUCUUUUUCAACCCUUCAAGUGCCAAAACCGAAACUAUAGAUGAAGAUGCGGCUCCAGGGCAAACUGUAUUUGUUGUCAUAGCAACGGACAAUGAAGGAAACACUCUUACAUAUUCCAUACAUACUCAAACUCCGAGCACUCCAAGUUUUCCAUUUGACAGCGCCACCGGAGAGCUAACUUCCCCUUCGGGUCUUGAUGCGGAGACAACAACAACCUUCACUUUUGAAUUCAGCGUUACGGAUGGGACAUCAACAGUAACCAGCCCAAUAUUAACGGUAGAUAUAGAGGAUGUCAACGAAUCUCCCCCAGGUUUCAACGAGACUUCAUACACUGCAACAAUAUACGACACUGUAACAAAUGGUGCACUUGCACUGACUGUAUUUGCAUCGGACCCAGAUGUUACGGCUUCUCUUACAUAUUCUAUAACAGUCGGAGACACAACAACAUUUUCUAUCGGCACAUCAUCUGGUGAUAUUACUGUUACUACUGCAAGUAAUCUUGAUCCAUCAACAACACCCUCAUAUAGUUUAACAGUUCAAGUUUCAGAUGGUAGUUUUACAGACACAGUAUCAGUUACUGUAACAGUUAUAGAUGACCCGUGUUUUCCUAACCUUUGUCAGAAUUCUGGCACGUGCAGCCAGUCCGGAAGUUCAUAUACCUGUACCUGUCAGUCGGGCUGGAUAGAUUCAAACUGCUCAACAGCCGAUUUAUGUGCAAGCACUCCAUGUGCAAACGGCGCCACAUGCAAUUUAGAAUUGACCGGAUUGUCAUACAAUUGUUCAUGUGCUGUCGGGUGGAUGGGAACACUAUGUGAUAUAGUUGACCAUUGUUCACCUUCUCCGUGUGAAAAUUCAGGAUCAUGUAUCAUUAGCAGCUCAUCUUACUCAUGUUCAUGUACCACUGGCUGGAUUGGUGACAAUUGUACACUUGAUGAUCCAUGUUUGCCCAAUCCCUGUGAGAACUCAGGCACGUGUACCCAGUCUGGAACGACGUAUCAGUGCCAGUGCCCUUCAGAAUAUUCCGGAACAAAUUGUACCUUUAUAAUUGAAGAAGAAAAAGUAAGUUCUGGUUUAUCUCCUGGUGAAAUAGUUGGAAUCUGUGUGGCAAUAUGCUUGAUUUUUGUUUUUGGUGCAGCCAUAUUUAUCUAUAUUAAAUGGAGUAUGAAUGCAAAGAAGAGACGGAUAGAAAUAAAGAAUGAUUUUUCAAAGUCUGAACAUUUCAAGACACAAAGAACGCAAUCUUCACUAAGGAGCAAUGCCGUAACGCUGUUAAGUUUUGAGAAAAUUGCCGUUGAGACAGAAACAGUGAAUCAGAAAAGUAUAGAAAAUAGUGACGGGAAAGAAAUCGAAAAACUAGAGCAUACACUCAAUGGGAAAGUGAAUAGAUAUGAAACACUUGAUUAUAGUACACCUGGUGGGAAAGGAAUGAAUUAGAAAAUAUGAGUAGUUUACCUAAUAAGAAAGUAAACGGAUGAGAAAAGAAGGGACAAUAUACUUUACUUUUAAAUGAAUAAAUAUGCAUGCGAAAAGGAGGGUAAUAGUCAGACAAACACUGACGUGAUAUAUACAUUUAUUGUAUUCAGAAUACUACCAAAAAGCAGUACAAUGCAUUUCAUGCCGAUUUGUCUUUGAAUAAGUAUGAGCUGUUGUAUGUUCGAGAAAGAUUGAUACUCAUUUGUUUAUUAGAAACUCUUUUUCGGGGAAUCAUUUAGACCAGAAUAAUUGUACCUGAUUUUGGUACUAAUAGUAUCAUUUCCAGUCGUCUGAUGAUUGGAUAAAAAGUUCAUGUAGAUUAUAGUUAAGUUUUUGUUGUCAUUGAGUUUUAGCAAUAUCUUAUUUCCUCAGAUAUUGCUUUUAACAUUGGAUCAUUUAUGCCAAUUAAAAAAACCUAAUGUGGAAUAAAUAAUUUACUUUCAGAAUAACAAAAUGCUAUUAUAGAAAAUACUGAGAGACUUUAAAACAACAUUAAAACUGUUCUGCACAUUAAAACAUUUUAUUUUAACAAUGAUUAUUUUCAAGGAUAGUUAUACUUAUAAUUAUUGUUUUAUAUCAAUGCCAUAAUAAAAUAUGCAGUCAAAUAGAUUAGACUGAAACAAAGAAUAAAAUCAAACUUUGAUUUAGCAGUUCUUAUUUUCCUAGAAUUUUAGCAAAAUAUUAAAUUAAAGAAGACAUCUGUUUGAUGUUUGUGAUGUUCGUCUGGGGACAUGCCCCUUUUGACUGGUAUAUUAUGACACAAAUUUUGUAGAAUGUUGCGAUAUAUUAUUUGUGUUAUUGUAAAUUUGCUUUCAAAAUAUAAGUUUAACUGAAAUGGAUAAGUCUCAAUAAAUGUAAAGAGUUUGAAACUGUUUUGACAUUAAAUUUGAGGCAGACAAUUUUCAAAUGAGAGAGAAAUUUAAGUCACAUUUGUCACCCUCAAAUUUGUACUGAGAUAUUUUAAUUAUUUCAUUGCAUGUUGGUUUACAUACAAUUUGAUAUGAUGCACACUUUUCUCUGUGUUAAAAGUUGUUGUGCCAUGUUAAGAUACGUUCGUUGAAAUUGCUUUUUAUAGAAUACUUUUGAAGAAUGUGUGAUGUCCUGUUAUAUCUCUAUAACUAGUACAUGUUAUGCAAUUAAAGUCAUUUUAUAUACAUAUUCUAAGGUUAUAAAUUAUUUCUGUUUGCUUUGUUAUAAAUGUUGUUAAUCUUAAAAUCUAUUUAUAGCUUAAAUUUAUAGCUACUGUUUUCCUUGUUGUAAAUUUGAGAAAAUAAAUACCUUUUAUAGGA